AUGUCAGUUUUCCAGAGAGGUGAAUGGGGUAACGGUGGCGAGGGGUUGAAUGAUGUUUGGGGCAACAAUGAUCUGAAUUGGAAAGACCAAGAUCCUGAUUCUCGAACCCCAAUUAAGCAAUUGUUAAGUGAUAGUGAUAGUCGUAUAUCAUCUGUUACAGCAGGACCUGAUAAUCGAACAUUUAAUGCUGAAACCAAUAUUACCAGCUCCCCCAGAGAUGUAGAAAUUACGUAUGAAACUGACAAUUGUAUGAAUAAAUUGGAAGAAAAGGUGGCUGUAUCUGGAGAGAUACCUUUAGAAGAGUCGGUUGCAGUUAAACUAUUGAAGCAAGUGCCUACUGGAAACGAAUCCAAUGAUGACUUUGAAGACGAUUUUGGAGAAUUUGAAGAAAUACAUGAGCAUAGCCUUGAAUUUAACCAAUCUGUAGAGAAAUUGCUGGACAAAUUAUUUAAUCCAACGCAGAUAAUAAGUGAUAACGAAAUAACCGAUAAAUUUUCAUUUCUUGUCUCUGAUGGAACAAAAGCGAUGAAAUACUACAACGUCUUAACUUCAGAAAACAGACAAUAUUUAGCUGGAUCGUUUGAUUUAGUGAAUACAAGGCAAAGGGGGUGUUUUGAAAAAAUGGAAACCAUGAAAGAAAUAUCAGCAGUUGUGGAAAACUGGAUAUUCAAUGAAAAGGGGAUAAAUAAAGAAACCAAUCUCGAAAAAGAAGCUACAAUUCGAAGUAGCAAUUUCUUCAAAUGGUCCACAGACACUGACCACGAGAAAACCAAGAGUCCAGAGCCUGAAAAAGUUGGAGCAGAAAGAAAACAAAUUGGGCAAAAACUACUAAACGCAUCAUACCAGCAAGUCCGAAAUAUAAUAGAGCAACGAUUAGAAGGGGAAAGACGUGAAAGGGCUAUAGUUGAAAGGGCAAAGUUUGAAAGGGAGCAAAAACUCUUAAAAGAAAAGGAGAAGAGAAGUGAAGAAUUAGCAAAGUAUCAUAAUAACGUCGCAAAUAUUGAGAAGAGAAAGAAAGGGUUAUUUGGGAAAAUAUUCAAAGGUAAGAGUAAAAUUGCAAAAGAUCAUAUUUCGCAUGAAAAGGUUGUUAAUGAUGAUAUUGCAAGAGGGGAUGAUCACAUUCACGAGUUGUCUUUGAGGGAAGAAAUGGAGAGGCAAGGCUAUUUGAAGAGUGAAAACAUACCGAAGCACAAAUUCAAAUUUAAAGGAAAGAGAAGAAGGAAAGCCAAUAACGAUGAUGAUGACGAUGAAGAGGAGGAUGACGACGACGACCAAGACAGCGACCAAGAUGAAAGGAAUAGGGGUGAUUAUGGAUACAGCGUGCUUGGAUUUGAUAGUUCUAGUUUACAACAAGCCGGUGGAGAAGUAGAAAAUUCAGGGGAUAGGUUAUCAGUUGAAAGUAAGUCUCAUAUGGAAGAAUACGAAAGUGAAGAGCAUGGAAACACGAAUGGAGAUCAAGGCCAUACUCCUGAUGAUUCUGGAGAAUUUGAAGUGUGUUCCACGGAUUUGAAGCUAACUACGCCAGCUGUUCCUAGUGGUAGUAUGCCUAGUUUGCACAAAGAAGGCGGAGAAGAAGCAUUAGGACCUUCUCAGAAGUGGGGAAGUACUAAAACACCAUGUCCAUUAAAGAGAGGUGACUCAACGGUAAACUUAAUAGAUUUAUAA
This is a messenger RNA of Pichia kudriavzevii, 1665 nucleotides long. RefSeq lists its product as uncharacterized. Lineage: Eukaryota; Fungi; Ascomycota; Pichiomycetes; Pichiales; Pichiaceae. The record is from RefSeq and is a predicted model, not a curated record. The coding region runs from base 1 to 1665 and encodes 554 amino acids. The transcript has a single exon.